Molecule: messenger RNA, 1461 nt
Organism: Talaromyces atroroseus
Lineage: Eukaryota; Fungi; Ascomycota; Eurotiomycetes; Eurotiales; Trichocomaceae
Exons: 5
Coding region: 1-1461 (486 amino acids)
Source: RefSeq, a predicted model, not a curated record
AUGGCACAGCAAAGAGCGAAGCAGGCAGGCUAUAAGCGCAUCAUCCUUUGUGCCGAUGGGACAUGGUUGUCAUCUGAUCUAGGCGACAAGUCCGUGCCAACGAACGUUGCGAAGAUUGCUCGAGCAAUCGCAACCAGCGGUCCAGAUCGGCAAGGCGCGAUUGUGCCUCAGAUCGUAUAUUACCAUUCUGGGCUGGGGAGCGGAGACCUCCCGCUUCAGAAAGCCAUCUAUGGUGGGUGUCACGGAUUUCUGAAACUAGCUAUACCAACCGGAUGUGGCGUCGGCUGGGGUUUGGACAUCGACAUUUGCCAACUCUAUGAGUUCAUCUCCAACAAUUAUGCGCCUGGGGAUGAAUUGAUGUUAUUCGGCUUCUCUCGUGGCGCUUUCACCGCGCGUUCAGUCGCUGGCUUGGUGGGUGAUAUAGGUAUCCUUUCACCAGUCAAUAUGUCGCACUUUGCAGACAUGUGGAAGGCGUACACGGCGAAUACGGACGGGGAGCCCUUCAGCAAGUCAGCAUGGUACCAAAAGCAUAAGGACAAGCUACAUUUAUCGGAGAAUAUCAAGAUCAAAGUUGUAGGUGUCUGGGACACUGUCGGAGCUUUGGGAAUCCCCGAAUGGCCUCUGGUGGGUUUAGCAGCGAGAUCUGGCAUUGCUUUCAACAAGAAAUACAGCUUUCACAAUACGAGGUUGUCAAAAAAUGUGGACUAUGCUUUCCAGUGUCUCGCUAUUGACGAGAGAAGAUUAACGUUCCCCCCGGCCCUGUGGCACAAGACCGCAGGGGCUCCAGCGAAGGACAUGAAGCAAUGUUGGUUUCCCGGCAUCCACGGCAAUAUUGGUGGCCAAGCAGAUGAUCCUACGAGCCCUGCUAAUGACCAUGGAGAGAUUGGAGACAUUACAUUUGCCUGGAUGGUGGACAAUCUCUCAGGGAUGUUGACGUUUGAAGAAGAGGCAAUCAAAAAUUUUAUCGAGCAGCAUCAUGACAGCCAGGCUGAUAACAAGCCCAAAGGAUCUAUCAACGAAUGGGGAUGCGGACCAAUCGUUUCCAAUUUCGCUGGACUGCAAGGUGCUUUCUUCAGGCUUCUGGGAAAGCAGGAUCGCACGCCAGGAGCCUAUCCGCGGGACGCUGGUGACGGAGUUGAGGGUGCCACGAAUGAAUAUUUACACCCUAUUGUUAGAUUCCGGAAGCUCAAGGUCAACAAUUACAAUCCGGCAUCACUAGCGGGCUUCAGACUCGAGGAGCCGGAUGGUGGUACCGGAUGGAAAUGGGCUAAAAAAGGCGUGCAAGCCCUACCCGAGUAUGUCCUGCGCCCAGAAAAGACGAUAAGUUUGGCGUUCGAGGGAGGAUACAAGAGUGGCAGUAGCUUGUCGAGACUAUUGUGCCCCAAAGCUCUUUUGCAGGAUCUCGACAGGGAUAAUGGAUUGCUAGGCGCUAGAGCUGCCACUGUGCCUGAUUCAACUUGA